This is a messenger RNA of Leptonychotes weddellii (Weddell seal), 1227 nucleotides long. Lineage: Eukaryota; Metazoa; Chordata; Mammalia; Carnivora; Phocidae. The record is from RefSeq and is a predicted model, not a curated record.
AGCAAUUCCUUCCUAACCUGAAUUCCACUGUCCUUGGUGAAAACUACUUUGAUAGAACCUACCAGAUGCUUUACCUUUUGGUUAAAGGAACUAUACCUGUUGAAAUCCACACCACUGCAGUCAUAUUUGUUUCUUUCCAAUUACCUGCUGUAACAGAAGAUGACUUCUAUAGCUCUCAUAAUCUGGUUAGAAAUCUUGCCUUGUUCCUAAAGAUACCAAGUGACAAAAUCCGUGUCAGCAAAAUAAUACCAGGGGAGAGUCUGCGAAGGAAGAGAUCGAUGGGACUCACAGUGGAAUUGGAGAUUGGAGAUCCUCCUCCUCAGUUCAUAAGCAAUGAUACUGCAGGUCAGAUGCAGUUAUCUGAACUCCAAAAAAUCGCUGGCUCUCUUGGACAAGCUGUAAUUACAGGAAAAACCAGUAGUAUCCUUGGGUUUAAUAUCUCUUCCAUGUCUAUUACCAAUCCUAUCCCCAGCCCAAGUGAUUCUGCCUGGAUUAAGGUGGCCGCUCAACCAGUUGAAAGAUUUGCAUUUCCUGUUCAUCAUGUGGCCUUUGUGUCCUCGCUGUCAGUGAUCACUCAGCCGGUUGCCGCUCAGCCAGGACAGCCAUUUUCUCAGCAGCCUUCAGUAAAGGCAGUAGAUUCUGAUGGUAAUUGUGUAUCAGUUGGGAUUACUUCACUGACUUUGAAGGCCAUACUAAAGGACUCCAAUAAUAACCAAAUCAGUGGUCUGAGUGGAAAUACAACAAUUCCAUUUAGCAGCUGUUGGGCCAACUACACAGACCUUACUGUACUUAGAACAGGAAAAAAUUGUAAGAUUGAAUUUAUACUGGAUGAUGCUGUCCGGGUGGAAUCCGGGCCCCUGAGCCUCCCAGCACAGUCUGUGUCCAGUGGCGGUGGUGACAGCAGCAGUGACCGGGCGUCAGCUGUGGGCACAACUGCCCAGAUAAUGGCUCCAGUGAUUUGCUGUCUGAUGGGAAGAGUGUUGCUCUUGGAAGCAUUUAUGGCCACAGUUUUGAUUUUGAACAUACAUCUAGGAUACAACUAAAGUGCUGUCCUGAAGAACAGGCUGAAAACAAAAAUGCUUUUUAUGAGCUAUUUUGUUGUAGAAGAUAAAGUCUGUAUAGCAUUUUCAAGAAAAUAAGCUGGACAUAUUUUUAUAAUAUAUAAAAUGUACUAAUUAGCUUUGAUCACAAAAAUCAGAUUUCUUCAAAAUAUAAAUUUUCUUUUGA